This is a messenger RNA of Parascedosporium putredinis, 3546 nucleotides long. Lineage: Eukaryota; Fungi; Ascomycota; Sordariomycetes; Microascales; Microascaceae. The record is from the annotation of a GenBank genome assembly.
AUGCACGAUAAUGCGGGGCUGGUCCACGGGAAUCUUACCCCAGAUGCUGUCCUGAUCAACGCAAAGUCGGACUGGAAGAUCAGCGGUCUUUCUUUUUGUACACCAGCAGACGGUUCGACGAAGCCCACGUCCAUUCAGCCCAUCAGCCUUUCCGAAGUACUCAACAUCGACCCGAGAUUGCCCCGUCAUGUCCAGCUUAAUCUCGACUUUACCUCACCUGACUUCGUCCUCGACACCAAUCUCAAUGUUUCCGCCGAUAUGUUCUCGCUGGGCGUCUUGUGCAUAUCUUUAUAUAAUACCCCGCACCGGUCUCCUCUAGAGGCGCACGGGAGCGUGUCGACAUACAAGCGCCUCUUCUCGUCCUCUUCGACGGUGCCGUCAACGUCGAACAAGUUUUUAUGCUCAGGCAAUCUGCCUCGAGAUCUUGCCAACCAUGUUCUGCCUCGUCUCAUAACACGCCGGCCCGCCCAGCGCAUGUCGGCCAAAGAGUUUCAAGAAAGCGAAUACUUUGACAACAUCCUUGUCUCUACCAUCCGGUUCCUCGACACUUUCCCCGCUAAGACUCCUGGGGAGAAGUCUCAAUUCCUACGCGGCUUAAUCAAAGUCUUGCCUAGCUUCCCCAAAUCCGUCAUGGAAAAGAAGCUGCUACCAUCGCUUUUGGAUGAGAUGAAGGACAAGGAGUUGAUCUCCCUCAUCCUCCAGAACGUCUUCAAAAUCAUUGAGCUGCUCCCGUCCGCGAAGCGUGCAUUCGGGGAGAAGGUCCGCCCGGUCUUAAAAGAAACUUUUGCCGUUCCCGCGCCUAGUUCCAAGUCAGCUCAGGCCCCUACACCGGAUAAGGACCCGGCAAAGGACGCCGGGCUCAUGGUUGUGUUGGAGAACAUGUCCUCUAUCUGUAAAAACUCGUCUGGAAAAGAAUUCAAAGACGAUAUUCUUCCCGUUGUUGUUGCUGCGAUAGAGUCAGCUACUCACUCGCUCGUAGAUGCCGCCCUUAGAGGUCUGCCUGUUAUCCUCCCUAUCCUUGAUUUCAGCACAAUCAAGAACGAGCUAUUCCCGAUCAUCGCAACGGUAUUUAGCAAGACCAAUAGUCUGCAGAUCAAGAUUCGCGGUGCGCUUGACAAGUACACAAUGCAGGAAAAGAUUGUGCCCCUAGUCAAGGCCAUCAAAACUAAGGAGCCUGCGGUGAUGAUGGCCGCUCACGAUGUCCUCAAAGUAGUUGGGGAUGCGGCCGACAUUGAGUUUGUCGCCAUGGAAAUCCUUCCCGUGUUGUGGAAUAUGAGUCUCGGGCCGCUCCUGAGCCUGCAGCAAUUCCAGGCGUUCAUGGACCUCAUCAAGGGCCUCUCAAGAAAGGUCGAGGACGAACAUUCUAAGAAAUUGCAAGAACUUUCCGGUUCAUCAAAUGGUGCCACUGCCGCUCCUACCGACGAUUUCGUUGCUUUUGGAGGGCUCACGGGGACGGCGUUUGACCCCUCUGGCGGUAACGAUGAAGACAACUUCGAGGCAUUGGUCAAGGGGAGGGUCUCGACGUCGAAGGAUGCGAGCGGGUCCUUCUCCAACUGGGACGACAACCCACCGAGUGCCGCUAUCGCGGCGUCGACAAUAUCACGUCCCAGCGGCUCCCCACAGCCCGCGGCGUUUGCCUGGUCCACACCGUCAACCACUCCAGCACCCGCACGGGCGGGGCCUACGGCGGUCAAGGCACAACAGGCCAGCUUCCGCACUGUUACGCCCGACCUUUCCACCUUUGGGGCUCUCACACCCACCUCGACUCAGUUCUCGAAGCCCCUCCAGCCGACUCAGGUAUCCCAGCAGUCAGCAUUCGCACCGCCCACGCUCUCGCCGAGCACAACCACCGCCUCAGCUUCGUCUAUUAAUUGGGGCUCCGGCAGCACAGUUGCAGCUGCGCCGGCAUCAAGCCCUUGGUCCUCCAUGGCUAGCCCAGCAGCGAUAGGUCAGCAGCAACAGUCAUCCUCCGCCUUUGGCGGCAUGGGAACCUCGAUGGGUAAUCUCUCUCUCAAUGCGCAACGCCCGAUGACGUUGCAGCAGCAGGCCUCCACUUCCUCCGCAUCCUCCUUCUCCUUACCGCCACCACCAUCGAACAACCUUGGUGGAUCUUCCUCUUUCAGCUUACCCCCUCCACAGCCGAAACCGCAGAUUAGCAGUAGCAAUGCGUGGGCGAGCACCGGUGCGACUGGAGGAAUGAAUAUGGGAAUGGGCAUGGGCAUGGGCAUGGCGGCAAUGGCCCCGAUGGCCAAGCCAGGAAUCUCUAACCCACCAAAUUCGGGCAUGGGCGGCAUGAGCAUGGGCACAAAUAUGGAUGCGUCAUCUUGCUACGCGAUGGCGCUCUGCCAUUCCCUCGGCGACGUUACUGGCGAGGCAAACUGCGCCGGCGCUGGCCUGGCAAGCUUCGAGGUUAUACAGCACCGCGGGGCGAAGCCCUUGCCUGUCGACAUUUCGAAGCUCUCCAUUGAGAAGACGGCCAAGCCUUCAGCGUUGAAGAACCCCGAGGAGCUCGUCUUCGGAAGGACGUUUACUGACCACAUGCUCACCAUUGAGUGGACCAAGGAGGGCGGUUGGUCCGCCCCCAAGAUCGCUCCCUACCAGAACCUGUCCCUUGAUCCCGCCACCUGCGUCUUCCACUACGCAUUUGAGUGCUUCGAGGGCAUGAAGGCCUACCGCGACUCCAAGGGCCAGUUCCGCCUCUUCCGCCCCGACAUGAACGCCAUCCGUCUCAACAAGUCCGCCGCCCGCAUCGCCCUCCCCACCAUCGAUCCCGAAGCGCUGACCAAGCUCAUCGCCGAGUUCGUGAAGCUCGAGUCCCGCUUCAUCCCCAACCAGCGCGGUUACUCUCUCUACCUCCGCCCCACCAUGAUCGGCACGCAAAAGACGCUCGGUGUCGGCCCUCCCGGCUCGGCUCUCCUGUACGUCAUCGCUUCUCCCGUGGGUCCUUACUACCCUACCGGUUUCAAGGCCGUCUCCCUCGAGGCUACCGACUACGCCGUCCGCGCCUGGCCCGGUGGUGUGGGUGACAAGAAGCUCGGCGCCAACUACGCCCCCUGCAUCGUGCCCCAGUUGGAUGCUGCCAGCCGCGGUUUCCAGCAGAACCUCUGGCUCUUUGGCGAGGAGGAGUUUGUGACCGAGGUCGGCACCAUGAACAUGUUUGUCGCCAUCAAGGACAAGGCGACCGGAGAGAAGGAGCUCAUUACCGCUCCGCUUGACGGCACUAUCCUCGAGGGUGUCACUCGCGACUCCGUCCUCAGCCUUGCUCGGGAGAGGCUCAUCCCCCAGGGCUGGAAGGUCUCGGAGAGGAAGUACACGAUGCAGGAACUGGCCGACGCGUCCAAGGAGGGCCGUCUUCUCGAGGCCUUUGGCUCCGGCACCGCGGCCGUGGUCAGCCCCGUCAGGGCCAUCAGCUGGAAGGGCCAGCUCGUCAACUGCGGUCUCAAGGAUAGCGAGGAGACGGGUCCCGUUGCCCUGCAGAUGAAGGAGUGGAUUGAGGCUAGGCAGUACGGUGAUGAGGAUCACCAGUGGAGCCACGUCGCUGUUUAA